Gryllus bimaculatus (two-spotted cricket) is the source of this 921-nucleotide messenger RNA. Lineage: Eukaryota; Metazoa; Arthropoda; Insecta; Orthoptera; Gryllidae. The record is from the annotation of a GenBank genome assembly.
GAUUUGCGUCACAACAAACUCACUUCCCUCAGCCGAGAAGCUCUGGAGCCCCUGGAGUCGCUGACUGUGCUGUACCUGAACGGGAACCUGCUGCGCACGCUGCCGCCGCAGGCGUUCCCUCCGCUGCCGCGCCUGCGCACGCUGUCCCUGGCGCGCAACCGCCUGCGCAGCGUCGCCCCGGCCGCCUUCGACGCGCUGCCCGCGCUGCGCCACCUGAAGCUGAACGCCAACCGGUUGGUCUCCAUCGAAGCAGGAUCGUUCGUGGGGCUGAGCCAGCUGGUCUCGCUGGAUCUUCAACACAACAAACUUACACAAUUGGAUCAACAUCUGUUGCAGCAUCUUACUCGUUUGCAUUAUGUACUCCGAAUCAUGAUAAUCACUGACGGAUUGCUGGUUGCCCAAAGACCAAUUGGUGGUGGUUGCCUGUUGCAGGUACCUGGACGACUUCGGCCUGUGCGCGGCAGCGCGACACGUGCGGGUGUGCGAGCCACACGGCGACGGCAUCUCCUCCCGCGACCACCUCCUGGGAAGCCCCCUCCUGCGGGCCAGGGGUGGGAGUACUCGGCGGCGCUGUUCGUGGGCGGGUACGCGCUGGCGCUGACGUUCGUGUGCCUCGCGUACUGGCGCAUGCUGCGCGUCAUCCGCUCGUCGGGGCUGGCGCUGCGCAGCACGCGAGAGCGGCGCGAGCGCGCGGUGGCGCAGCGCGUGGCGCUCAUCGUGCUCACCGACUGCGCGUGCUGGGCGCCCGUCAUGGCCACGCAGCUGCUGGCGCUCGCAGGCGUGCGCGUGCCCCAGAGCCUGUACGCGUGGCUGGCCGUGUGCGUGAUGCCGGUCAACUCCGCGCUCAACCCUGUGCUCUACACGCUCACAACGCACAUGUUCAAGCAACAGGUGAGACACAUGGGCUCCGCUAUUGUUUAG